Messenger RNA from Cylicocyclus nassatus, 443 nucleotides. The record is from the annotation of a GenBank genome assembly. Lineage: Eukaryota; Metazoa; Nematoda; Chromadorea; Rhabditida; Strongylidae.
GCUAGAUCAACUGAAGUCGGCUGCCAGAGUGACCGGCGAGAAAGUGGGUCGAGGAGCCAUGAAGACGAAGGAGUUGGCAAAAGUUGCUAAUGAGCGUAUGAAAGAAGGUGCCCAAACAACAAAAGAAGCAGGCCAUGACAUCGGUGAUGCGCUCAGAGAGUUAAAAGCGGGUUAUCAAGCAGGAUACUUUAACAACAAGUCUCAACACACUGAGAAAGAAACAGGAAAGAAUGAAAAGAAAGAUGAACAAAAGAAUGAACAUCAACACUACGACAAAGAAACAAACAAGGAUGGUCAGAAAGAUGCACAAAAGAAUUGCCCUCAAUGCUGUGAAAAAGAAAUAGACAAGAACGGUCAAAAAGAUGCACAAAAAAAAUUAACUCGCUAAUUUAUGAAUUCAAAUAGACUUGAACCUGACUUAAUAUACUAGAGAAUGAACAUAC